This is a messenger RNA of Ictalurus punctatus (channel catfish), 2056 nucleotides long. Its product is annotated as scavenger receptor cysteine-rich type 1 protein M130-like. Lineage: Eukaryota; Metazoa; Chordata; Actinopteri; Siluriformes; Ictaluridae. The record is from RefSeq and is a predicted model, not a curated record. Gene Ontology annotation, cellular component: membrane. The coding region runs from base 17 to 2056 and encodes 679 amino acids. The transcript has 7 exons.
AACAUCAUGCAGAGAAAUGAAAAUCCUGCAGGAUUCCUGUAGGGUUUUGUUUGUAAGGGUACUCUGUCUUAUUGAAAAUCUGCACAAUAUUUACACAAUUAAAUUAAACACAGGUCACAGAAUGUCGAGACUCACUGCUGGUCCUCACCGGUGCUCUGGGAGAGUGGAGGUGCUUCAUGGACGUACCUGGUUCACAGUGUGUGAUGCUGACUUUGACCAGCAGGAUGCAGAGGUUGUGUGUCAAGAGCUGAGCUGUGGGAUUCCUGUGAAAGUGCGGGGAUCAGCUGCUUUUGGCCGAGGGGAGGGUCAGGUGUGGACAGAGGAGCUUCAGUGUAGAGGAAAUGAAUCUGAGAUUACCUUAUGUCCAACAUCAUCUUCACUCAAACACUCAACCUGCUCCCAUUACAACGAUGUGGGAUUAAUAUGUUCUGGUCACACAGGGGCGCGGCUGGUGAACGGACCGGACUCCUGCUCUGGUCAAGUGGAGCUCCAGUACCUCAGUGAGUGGGGCACAGUUUGUGCUGUAGGCUGGGAUAUGAGAGCUGCAGAUGUUCUCUGUGCACAGCUGGGUUGUGGGAGUGCUGUAGCUGUGGUGGAGGUGGACUGGUUUGGGGAGGGGAGUGGCCACAUCUGGGCUGAUGUGUUUGACUGUCAGGGGAAGGACACACACCUAUCACAAUGUAACAUCUCAUCAUGGAGUCGAGCUGCAUGCUCUCAUAAACACGAUGCUGGAGUCAUCUGUAAUGGAUCAUCCGUGGCGUUUCAUGAGGGGCGAGUGCGGUUGUCUGGAGGGAGCGAGUGUCAGGGGGAGGUGGAGAUUUAUUUCAGGCAGGACUGGAGGAGAGUUCUCCUGGACUCGUGGAGUCUGUCUGAGGCGUCUGUGCUCUGCAGACAGCUGGGCUGUGGCUCCGUGCUGAACUACCGCUCCUCUCCAUCCACCACUGAACACAAACACAUGUGUGUAACGGGUUUCAGCUGCUCUGGGAGUGAAGCUCAUCUGGGGAACUGCAGCAGUGCACAACCUGUCAACUGCAGCUCCGGGGAACAGCUGUACAUCACCUGCUCAGACCCCAGCUCCAUCAGGCUGGUUGGUUCUGGGGGAGACUGUGCAGGAAGGCUGGAGGUUUUCCACAGCGGCUCGUGGGGGACAGUGUGUGAUGACUCGUGGGAUAUUGAGGAUGCGCAAGUGGUGUGCAGACAGCUGCAGUGUGGAGUGGCCCUCAAUACCCACAUACCAGCCUGGUUUGGUCCUGGAACUGGGUCCAUAUGGCUGAAUGAGGUGGAGUGUGAGGGGAACGAGACGUCCCUGUGGAACUGCAGAUUUCAGCUGUGUGAAGAGGGUGAAUGUGGACACCAGGAGGACGUAGGAGUCGUGUGCUCAGAGUUUAAAGAGAUCCGACUCACGGAGGGCUGUGAGGGGAAUCUGGAAGUGUUCUACAAUGGAACCUGGGGUAAUGUGUGUUACAACAAGAUGGAGAUGAAGUUAGAAACAGCAGAUAUGGUGUGUCGAGAGCUGAACUGUGGAAGAGGCGAGAGUUUGGACUCGGCCAGAGCGAGAGUCGAAUCUGCUCCUAACUGGAUGGAUCAUGUGAAAUGUAGGAAACACGACUCUAAUCUGUUGAAGUGUCCAUCUUCACCCUGGGGACAGAACAGAUGUGAUAAUGGUGAUGAGGUGGUUCAUAUUACCUGCACAGAGCACUGGUCUCUCAGGCUGAGUGGAGGAGAGGGAAGCUGCUCUGGGAGGUUGGAGGUGUAUCAUAACGCUACGUGGGGCUCCGUUUGUGAUGAUCAGUGGAACAUCAGGAACGCUCAGGUGGUGUGCAGACAGCUGGGCUGUGGGUCGGCGCUGAGUGCUGAUAGGAAUGUUAGUUCUGGUCCUGGUGAAAGGACUAUCUGGCUGAACAGAGUGAAGUGUCGAGGGGAUGAGAUUCACCUGUGGGACUGUCAUCAUUCCCUGAAGAAACACACUGACUGCUCUCCUGCUGGAGUCACCUGUGCAGAUAUUAGUUUGAAAGCUCAGACCCUAAACUGUAAUACACUGAUCAGCAGCUCAUAA